This is a messenger RNA of Chaetomium globosum CBS 148.51, 1665 nucleotides long. RefSeq lists its product as uncharacterized. The transcript is spliced from 4 exons. Gene Ontology annotation, biological process: carbohydrate metabolic process; N-glycan processing. The record is from RefSeq and is a predicted model, not a curated record. Gene Ontology annotation, cellular component: Golgi membrane; endoplasmic reticulum. Gene Ontology annotation, molecular function: mannosyl-oligosaccharide 1,2-alpha-mannosidase activity; calcium ion binding. NCBI's taxonomy places the organism in Eukaryota, Fungi, Ascomycota, Sordariomycetes, Sordariales, Chaetomiaceae. Bases 1 to 1665 code for a protein of 554 amino acids.
AUGCGUUCCCUCUCUGUCGGCGGGAGUGCUGCCGCGGCUCUCCUCGUGGGCCUGUCGGCGGCCGCGCCCCCUUUUAAACCCCACGGACCCCACGAACCGCAGUACAUUGUUAAUCAAGAGCGCGCCCGCGCCGUCAAAGAAGCCUUCCAGGUGUCGUGGGACGGGUAUUACGAACAUGCCUUUCCUCAUGACUCGUUGCGGCCGGUGUCGAACGGCUACGCGGAUGACAGGUGCGUUUUUUUGCCUCCCAUGGGGCUCCCCCUGCUUCGCUGGUUCUGGCGUCUGACCUGUGCCCGAUUGGCCUUUAGAAACGGAUGGGGUGCGAGUGCCGUUGACGCCUUCAGCACCGCGCUGGUCAUGGAGAACUGGGAUGUGAUCGACCAGAUAUUGGAGUACGUCCCGACGAUCGACUUCAAUAAAACUGAGACCGAGGUGUCCUUGUUCGAGACAACGAUUCGAUACCUCGGGGGGCUCGUGUCAGCUUACGAUCUCCUCACCGGACCGUUGCGUGACCGCGUCAAGCAAACCCCCGACGUGGAAGCCGUGCUGACGCAGGCAAAGCGGCUGGCCAACAAUCUCAAAAUCGGCUUCGACACGCCCAGCGGCGUCCCGGACAACAACCUCUACUUCAACCCACCGCGCAAGGGCGGCUCAACCACGAACGGCAUCGCCACCAUCGGCACGCUGGUGCUCGAGUGGACACGCCUCAGUGACCUAACCAAGGACCCCGAAUAUGCCAAGCUGUCGCAGAAGGCCGAAUCAUACCUGCUGAAGCCGCAGCCCAGCUGGAGCGAGUCGUUCCCCGGGCUGAUCGGCACCAACGUACGGCUCGAGGACGGGCAGUUCGUCGAUGGCAACGGCGGUUGGGGCGGCGGCACCGACAGCUUCUACGAGUACCUCAUAAAGAUGUACCUAUACGACCCCGACCGCUUCGCCGACUACCGCGACCGCUGGAUCGCCGCCGCCGAUUCCUCCAUCAAGUACCUCGUCUCGCACCCGACCACCAAGCCCGACCUCACCUUCCUUGCUAUGUGGCAGGGUAAAGAACUGCGCUUCGUCUCGCAGCACCUGGCCUGUUUCAACGGCGGCAACUUCAUCCUCGGCGGCCUAACCCUCAACGAGCCCAAAUACACCGACUUCGGCCUGCUCCUCGUCGACGGCUGCCGCGCGACCUACACGGCCACGGCCACGGGCAUUGGGCCGGAAACCUUCCGGUGGCAGGACUCUGCGCGGCCGCUCAACGCGACCAACAAUCCGCCGGCACCCGCCGACCAGGCCGCCUUCUACGAGGACGCCGGGUUCUGGAUCAGCAGCGCCAAUUAUGUGCUGCGUCCGGAGGUCAUCGAGAGUUAUUAUUAUGCGUAUCGCGCGACGGGGGAUCCCAAGUAUCAGGAGUGGGCGUGGGAGGCGUUUGAGAGGGUGAAUGAGACGUGUCGGGUGGGGAGUGGGUAUUCGAGCGUGAGGGAUGUGAAUAAGGAGGGGGGGGGCGGGUUUGAUGAUUUUCAGGAGAGCUUUUGGUUUGCGGAGGUGCUGAAGUAUAGCUAUUUGAUUCAUUCUGAGGAUGCUUCCUGGCAGGUCAAGGCGGAUCAUACUAAUGAGUUUGUGUUCAACACGGAAGCUCAUCCGGUGCGGGUGGCUGCGGGCCGGGAGACGUUGAAGAGAUAG